GCACUCAGACUUCCCUAGGCAAAGUUUUGAGGGCGCCAUGUUUUGACAGGAAGACGGUGGAAGACGACAUGGACAGUCGUUUAACAAGAAAAUGAAUCGAUUUGGAGCCGUAUGGAAUAUUGAAGGACGUUGACGCUCAAGAAUUUGGUCUCAACAGCUUAGACGAGCAGACAUCUGCAGCUGUGUGUCGGCCGAAUGGCAAUCCAUGUCCUUCCAGCCCUGCUCAAGCUGGACAUAGUCGCCUGUAGCACGGCAUCACCUUGAGGCGGCGUAGCAUGCGGGUAACACAGACAGCAAUCCAAUCGCUGUUGCCAACACCUGAGUAAGAAACGUACCUAUUGGCUGUGCUUAGAGAACAUUAGCAUAUUAUUUGCAUACGAUGUUGGAAGAGAUGCGGCAGGAAAAAAAGCACACGACAGAAUGUGGGGUGUCUUGCAGAGAUCUUUGUGUCACCCAUGUCAUGGCACGACACUGACAAGGAGCGGUCAUAUGACUUGGUCAGCUGACGUGAAGUCACCUCCUGAUUCGCUGUCGCUGCCAGGAAACACUGAAGUGCCAGCAGGUGCAGGCAAUCAGUGGCUCGUGCUGUGGCUGGUCAAAAAAAAAGCGGCACACUUAAAACCCUUUUGGAAAUCGACCUAAAGAAAACAACUUUUCGGUCAGGUUUUUAUAGACUGCUUUGGUUCUGCACCAAGCAAAGAACCCCCCACAGAAGCGUCAACAAACUGUAGAGAUAUGGCCUGGCGACGCUGGUCUCCCUCCAACUGCUGCUCUUCAGUCACUUCUCGUUCUCCUAUCACCACGGCCGCAGCUGAGUUUUCGCUCUGCGUUUUUAAGCUUCCAGGCAAUGGAGCCCUCAUUGCUGUGUGAAUCCAAAAAGUGUUCCUAAAUACGGUAUCGGCAAAGUUGGAAAAACAUAAAAAUGUCCAUCAAUAUUGAAAAGUGUAGAAAAUAUAAGACGUCUAAAAUGCAUCACAACAUGAAUAAUUCCAUAACUUUUUGGAGUAGAGAUCUUUUCGACUGGAAACCGGUCCUCCUUAUAAAGGAGUGUCUGGCUCAUGCAUACUGCCGACCCACAUUGUGAUCAGUAAGCACAAUGUGUGAAGCAUGCACUUGCUCUUGCGUGUACAUUUCUGUGUUUUACGUGUAAAUUUAUGCGUUUUACAUUUGUUACGACCAGAAAUCAAUUCAAUCCAUAAACAUAGUCUAAACAGGCAAAACCCUGCAGUUAUGCAUCAACAGCAUCUACUGCAAAGGCUGUCGGGGAGACAGUAACCUACUGGUUUUUAUUCACUUAGUGAAUAGUCAAACACUCGGCACUAGAUUGAUGAGAAAGGGGUCAUGAAGCCAGAAAUAGUAGCUUGUACGACGUUGUGAAUCUAGAGACUUGAUUUAUAAUGUCGCAUUUACUGUCAACAGUCAGAAGAGCGCUGUAGAGAGAACACAGUGCGGGAGGGGGAUUAAAGAUUAAAGCGGGAAAGAGAGGACAGGGAGAAAAAGGAGACAACGUGUAGAGUGAGACAGAUCUCUCCCAGAGGAGUUCAAGCUCUCAGAGGGAGUCGGCAGUGGAAGACGGUAGCAGCAGGAAAACAAACAGCUACACAUUUUACAUUUGGUGCUGGAGAACACCAUCCUUCAAUGUGAGGCAAGUGUGGGCGACGGGGGACACAAAUCGGGGGGAAAAAGCACCACUGGAUUCAAGAAAUUGAUCUUUUUCUCUUCCAAGACAUGAGCAAAGACAGGAGAACAUAGCUGGAGACGAGAAGAAUUAAAGAACCCUCAAGCAACCGGCCAGUUCUCUAACCCAGCAGGCAAGAUGUCCAAGACAUCGUCCCGUCUGGGUCGACCUGGAUCAGCAGGAUCCAAAAACUUCACCCCAAGAAAGGACCUGCAAGGUAACCGCUCAUGCAUGCUGCGCAUCGGAGAGAGGCUGAUGAGAGCUGGCAGCGAAGGAAACUUGGCCCAAAGGCCUUUUCCCACCUCCAGCCACAACCAAAACAAGGCUUCUGGAUUAGGACAAGGACCUCAUGGAGCAAGCGAAGUGGAUGCUGCGGAGGACAAAGACCUGCAGCCUGCAGGGAAAAAUCGCAGUGAAGUGCCAUCCGUUGCCCCCGCCGCUUCAGCUGCACAUGGUGAAUCUGAGCAUCAGCUACCCAAGAAACGUCACACCGACAACCACUUGAUGUAUAAUCUUCGCGGGGUUCCCAGCUCUCCCAUCACGUUACCUCGAAGCUACGCUGCUGCCAGCAGUCGGGAGAGUGAGCUGGAGAACCUGCUGAUGCAGCACUCUGAGGUGGAGCGGAAGAAGGAAGUGUUUCUGGAUCACCUGAGACAGAAGUACCCACAUCACGCCGACAUUAUCAUCGGACACCAGGAACGCAUGAAGGAGCAGUUAAGGAGCCCCCGGCCGUCUGAAAGCACCACCCGUGAAGGUGUGUUGGCUGCAGAGAACAUGUCUGAUGGAGACUCGCUGACCCUGACAGUUCCUUUCUCCAGGGGUUGUAAAGCUCGAUCGAGUCUGCCUGUUGGACGGUCAAGCGGCCAACCAAGAGAGUCACGUGGUGUGCUGUAUCUGCAGUAUGGAGACGAGACAAAGCAGAUCCGGAUGCCCGCAGAGAUCAGCAGUGAGGACGCUCUGCGGGCUCUUUUUGUCGCUGCCUUUCCUCAGCAGCUCACCGCCAAGAUGCUUCAGUCGCCCAACAUGGCCAUUUACAUUAAAGACACACGUCGCAACGUUUAUUUUGACCUGGACGAUGUCAGAAACAUCACAUCCCACUCCUGUCUGAAGGUUUAUCAUAAAGAUCCUUUGCAUGUGUUCAACCGUCACGCUCGGCCUGCCACCACAGAGGGAAGGAUAUCAAAACAAGUACUAUAUGGCAGCCACAGUCCGGUCCACACCCUGUCAUCGUCCAGUCGUGGCACCCUGCAGUGCUCCAUGUCGCCACCUAUGGUGCGUUCCAUGCCCUCCUCUCCAUCCAGGACGGUCUACGGAGGGAGGAGCACACAAAGCCGAGCAGGGGUGAUGGACGCCGGCAAUGCUACGUUGCUCCGAGACCGGCUCUCCGGUGCGGGGCGAUCCAGCAGCAUAUGCAGCAGCAGCGCUAUACUCGAGAGGAGAGAUGUCAAACCUGAUGAAGAUGUUGGCAACAACAAGAGCAUGGCCCUGGUGGUCCGUGCGGACGGAGGACCGUAUUACCCAGAAUCCUACAGCAGCUUUGCUUCCUACCAGUGUAGCGCUCCUGCAUCCCUCGCCGCAGACAUGGUUGAUACUGGGAUCACUGGGAUUCCUGGGGGCUUACAACAGUACCGCGCUUCCAUCAAGCCUCUGGUGGGAUACAGGGACGGCAUGGACCACCAGACGCAAUCCCUGCACAGACAAAAAGGCAGGAAGUAUAGUGACAGCCAACUUCCUCCAUUCGGAACCAAAACGCCGCCUCCAUCCCCACUCAGAGUGAAUGAAGUCAAGAUGGUUGAGGGACAGAUCAUUGGAGGGGUGGGCCUUGUGUUGCCUGAGAGAAUGUCCCCGAUUCGUCGUUCGCAACACCGGGAAAGCAACGGUGCUCCCGUGGAGAUAAUCAACAGAAGCAGAGGGAGUGGUUCAUCAUCAUCCACCUCUUCUGUAUUUGUGGACAUCCAACCGACACAAUCUGAACAUUUGCUUCAGGGUCACAUGACUGCCUUUCAUACUCAGAGUGAGAGAAUGAAGGCCAUGGAGGAGCAAAUUGCCAGUUUGGCAGGGCUGGUCCACCAUGCCUUGUCUAUGGGAGGAGAUCAUCCAAGAGUCCAAAGCCUCGUCAGCGAGAGUGGCGAGAAAAAUCCACCUGCAGUUCCGUCCCAGUCGCAAGUGACCAGUGCUUUAACUGAAGGAACGGGUUCCACCUCCUUGGCUCUGCAGGCUCUGCCCACUGAUGGCGAGGUGCAGCAGAGCUUGGCGCAAGUCAAGAAAAAUGUGUCUGAACUACGACUGCAACUCAAUCAGCUCAGACACUUACAGGUAUCACACCAGCACAUGAUGAGGUCCAUGCUGCGGAUGGUUGACCAGGAGCUGGUGUCGUUGAUGUCUGAUCAUCUGUCUCAGUCCGAGGAGAGAACAUGUGGACGAAAAGCUGAGAUUGAGGGAGAAAGGCUGCACUACCUUGCUACAGAGGAGAGAAUACUGAAACAGCUCAGUGACCUGGAGGAUUAUGUGAAUCACUUGCAAACAAGCACGGUUUCCUUUCCUGGCCAGUUGCCGAUCGCUCUGAGAGAUGUGGAGGAGGGAGCAGUGAAUCUACGCAGGGUUGGAGAGACUCUGGCCGUCCUUAAAGAAGAGUUUCCAGAACUUCAGGUGAAGAUGCGUUCAGUGCUCAGGCUGGAGAUGGAUGCAGUGCGCUUUUUGAAGGAGGAGCCCCACAAGAUGGACUCCAUGCUAAAAAGGGUCAAAGCCCUGACUGAAGCUCUCAGCUCUCUCCGCAGAUGCGUAUCAGAAUCCACUCCCCCUGCCAGAGCACCCCAAGCCGUACAAGCAGACCAGGGUCCCCAGAUGCCGAAGAGUCCCAAUAGCUCCCCAAAACCCCAGCCUCGAUCAUCAAUCAAAGGCCCUCCUCCAAUUCCACCCAGCAACUUAACACAGCCUGAACUUAGCUUCACAGGCUCAAGUUCUCCAGUCACGGCACGCAGAGUUAAGACCACGGCAGCCACUGGCAUCCACGCCCACCAGCACAGCCCACCACUGACGCCCACCCAUGGACGGGACCUACCAACUGUGGCCAAGGUGAGUCCUCGCAGUCGAGAGGGCAGCCCUGCCCUGCAGAAGCGUCCCGGUCCUCUCCAGUCCAGUGAACUUCACAGAUGGAGUCACACCGUAAACCAAGUCCAAACAUCCUUGGAGACCACGGCCAAACUAACCGAGAGUACAGCGAGAGAAACCCCAGAAGGGAGUCUCGAAAGCAGUGUGAGCCGACCCAACCGGGCCUCAAACACCACCAAAGAUCUAGACCAAGGCCUUCAGGAUGUCCAAUCCAGUGUGAUGAAAUCCGUCGCUGACCAGGAUCUGUCCCGUAAUGGAGUGGGUCGGUCAGAUUUGGCUGCCGGGGAUGUCAAUCCCUCAACUUUCAAGAAAGAAAUGGAGAAGCCCUUGGACCUGACACUGCAAGCUUCAGUGUCUGGAACCCAGGACCACAAACCGGCACAGCAAAGUGAUGAAGUGGAUUCCUCCCUGCUGAAGCCCCCAGCUGCAACAGCUACCGUGGAUCCGCCACCAUCAGCCUCUCCCGGCACCGGACGGAGUCCACGGCCGCAGGUGGAGAAACCUCGACGCUCAAGUGUGGAAAAGAAGCAGAGUCCUGAUAGGAGUCAGUUUUCUCCGACUCCGCCAAGAAGGUCGCACGCUGCAAGCAGCAGUCUUACCAAAGAAAGGAGUGGAGAGGUGAGCUUCACCACCAGAAAAGAAGCUGUUGGAUCACAGGAUGGUGGUGAAAAAGAGCCACCUGUUAUUCCUCAACCCAAACCCCCCCGACAACCCCCAGAGGUCAAACCCAAACCCACCAAUCUUCCAGCCUCGGAGCACACGGAUGAUGAGGAUGAUAAAAGGAUUCUGAAAGAACUGCAGGUUACUGCAAAAACAUCCAGCAAAACACUGACCACAACAGGCCCAGAAUCAAAGGCCUCCAGCUCUUCAGCUCAGCGAUCCCACACCACAUCUUGUCACUCAUUUCCAGUUUUUGACUCACCUGAAAAAACAUCGAAGCCUGCCCAGAAGCAACCUAGUCAGGCGGACAUCAGAGGUACUAGAGCCGCUGGCGUCGGUAACCAUUCAGUCGUUGCUUUGCGUGCUUCUAAGAUCCCAGCCUUGUGCCGUAGUUGUGGGAAACAGCCGUCUCCUCCCGACUCGUUAUCCGCCGCAGAUAGCCUCCAGACCUCCUCCUCUUCCUCAUCCUCCUCCUCUUCUUCUGCUUCAUCACUCGCAGCUUCUUCCACCUCCUCCAGCGGGAAGCGCUUUCUCCUCUCCCCUCCUUCCGGCACCUCCAGGUGUGCUUCCCCUUCGUCUUCUCCUUCCUGCACUCGGCGGGCCAAGCAGGCUGACCUGGGCCCUCCCUCGUCCUCCUCCGCCCCGCCUUGUUCCUUAUCGCCCUCUUCUCCGUGUUCCUCCAAGUCCCUGAUCCCGUCUCUGAACUUGAGUCGUCUGCUCCCCUCGUCUAGCCGAGCCUCGUCGGCGUCCCGCGGGACAAAGAACCCUAAAGGAGGGGCUCACAGCAGCAAACGUCAGCAGGACCUCGCCCACACCUCCAAUGCCGCCGCCUCCGCCUCUCAGCUCACCUAUUACUCUUCUUCAUCCUCACCGUGCUCCUCUACCUCCUCCUCUUCCUCCCCGCCGUCACCCCCCUCCUCUCUCCUCCACAACAUGGCGGGAGGUCACGAAGGGAGGGGUCUUCCAGCAUCCUCGUCCAACUCCGCUCCUCUCAAGAAAUGUGUUGGAGUCCAAAGUAGCGACACACCAUGCCGGUAACCUCCAACAUUGACGCCGAGAGAUAAGCAGACUUCCUGUCACCAGAUCACUUCCUGUCACCAGACGCCUGGAAAGCAGGAAAACACAGUAAACCUCCUCUGUAAUCCGCACAUCUUCCAAGGUUUUACAUUAAAUAACACAACAGGGCUCCAUAACGUCUUUUUAAACAAGUGGCAAAUAAGUAGUACAUAUUACAUCAUACAUAUUCCUUAGUUCUAAUUGAAUUUAUGAAGUGUCAUAUAUACUAAAUAAUAAUAAUAUAUCUUCUAAUUGGAGAAAUGAUGUCAUUGUUUUUCAUGUUUGUCUCCGCAGUUAGAUAGUUAGUGUUUACUUGCAUGGUCCACUAUCUUAGUUUCUUAGUUUAGGUCUUAGUUUCAUUUAGAUUCAACCAUCCAGCUUUUUUCUAUGCCGCUUAUCCUCACUGUUUCAGACCCCGCUUUCAUAUGGUUGGUAAUUAUUCAUGUACAUAUAUAGACUUCAGGGACAUCCAAUUUAAAUGUCAACAACUUGAUAAAUAAGUAAAAUGAUAUAUGAAGUAUUUGAGUACUAUGUUAAAGGGUAAAACGGUGCUGUAGUGACCAUCCUAGAUGAUAACUGGCCCUGUCAGUCAAAUCCAUCAACAAAUUCAGACAUUAAACUUGACUGGGUGGUUUGUUUUGAGCAGAAGGAAACCACACGGCUGUGGGAGCCUGCUGUGGUAUUUAGUAUUUGGGGUCAUGGUAUAGAAGACGGAACACGAGUACAUCAAUAAAGUCUAAAUAAUAUCGGUUCUUUUAGCACUAAAGUAACUGCACUUGACUAAGGUAUCAAAGUAUUGUUGGAGUUCUUUGGACUGCUUUGAAAAGAGUAAAAGCUGGCGGUCCUGGUCCUGGUCUCUCCUAUUUUCCCCGUUCCUAUGCAAAUGUUUGUCUUUAUUGUCGGGUUGCAUAUGUACAGUAAACCUCUUCAGGUGUUUUAGUGUAUCUCCUCGAGUCGUCCAUGAAUACCUCCAGUCUAUACAUAUUACACACGUAACAUGUAGUUAUAGCACAAACGUACCUUCCAGUUGAACAAAGAAGAGUAACAUCUACGGAGUGUUGUAUUAUUAUUUUUAUUAAUGUGACAAAUACGUUCUGGCAAUGUAUUUUGCUAGCUUGUUUUCUAUUAAUUGAGGAAAUAAAUACAGCAAUAAGAGUAGAAUUGUAAUAUCUGAGCCCCUUGGAAGCAUUCCAACACUUCCAUGGAUUUAAAAUGAGCUGAAUAGGAACCAUGAAGGAAUAGGAAUCAUCUUAAUACCUUUGGAAUAUCACCAUGGAUCUCCUGGGGGAACAACCCGCUCCCUCCCUUGGACUUUGUCAUAGAUGGACUUGAUACUUCCCAAAAAAGAGUACAGUUUGUGUGUAGUGCUGAAUGUGUACAAGAGCUAGUGCUCAAUGACCAUGGCUGUCUGGUUGUUUGCCAGUAGAGGGCGCUGUAAAGCAGGAUGAAUAGCCUCCACCUCCUGCUGUCAUCCUCCACAUACGCCAGAUGUUGCGAUGAUGAGUAUUAUUGUAUAUGAAAGGGAAUGGCCACAAAAUGUGUACAAUAUGAAUAAAAGC
Molecule: messenger RNA, 8064 nt
Organism: Doryrhamphus excisus (bluestripe pipefish)
Lineage: Eukaryota; Metazoa; Chordata; Actinopteri; Syngnathiformes; Syngnathidae
Source: RefSeq, a predicted model, not a curated record